AAACAGGAGAGUUAAAUGAUAGCUCUUAUUAAUUGUUUGAGUAUUUCUGUAACUUCAAUCAUGCAAAAGAAUAAUUAUAAUCCCAAAUGAGCGAGAAAGACAAGUAACAAGACCUAAUUUAAGUCAAAUUAAGCUGACUUUGCACGUUUAUGUUCCAUGAAUGUACUGUUUGAUUUGCUGAAGCAAACGACAAAAGCAGACAAAGAAGUGUGAAUGGUGGGUUUGAAGCUUCUUCAUUCGUGUAUAUAUACGGUUUCUCUCAUUCUAGUCUUUGUUUAUAAUCUUUUCCAGUCUUCUUUUUUCCAUCCGACAUGGCAGAAACUCAAGAACUGCAACUCCAAAUCAUGGUUAAGGAAGCUAAGGAUGCAGAGUCAAAUGAGGCUAGUGUGGCCGGCCAAGCAACAGUGCAACACUCGAGAGCCUAUCAACGGUGGAUCAGAAUAGCCUUGCAUAUAUUCUUUGUUCUCUCCGGCCAAGCAGCGGCCACUCUCCUGGGAAGACAAUACUAUGACAAAGGAGGCAAUAGCAAAUGGUUGGCAACACUUGUGCAGCUUGUAGGCUUCCCAGUUCUCCUCCCCUACUACUGCCUUCCACCACCAAAAAUUUCCGACACAAGCAGUAAUGAAACUGCCCCACCGCCUUCUUUUCUUGUCCUUGCUUCUGUCUACUUCUCCCUUGGCUUGCUUAUAGCAGCCGAUUGCUUUUUGUAUUCAGUUGGGUUGUUAUAUCUGCCAGUUUCAACUUAUUCCCUCAUCUGUGCAUCCCAGUUGGCCUUCAAUUCCUUCUUCUCCUUCUUCCUUAACAAGCAGAAGUUCACUCCAUUCAUAAUCAACUCUUUAGUCCUUCUCACAAUCUCCUCCACGCUCCUGGUUUUCCAGAGCGACUCUGAGAACCCCACAGGCUUGUCGAAGGUGAAGUAUAUAAUUGGAUUCAUUUGCACUGUUGGAGCAUCUGCAGGAUUUGGACUUGUGCUUUCGCUUACUCAACUCACCUUCCAAAAGGUUCUGAAGAAGGAAACUUUUACAGUAAUCAUGGAUAUGAUAGUGUAUACGAGUCUAGUUGCAAGCUGUGCUACAAUGGUGGGACUUCUUGUGAGCAAGGAAUUUAAGAGUUUAAAGACAGAGAUGGGAGCAUACAAGUUAGGGAAGAUCUCAUAUGUUAUGAAUUUGGUUUGGACUGCUAUAUGUUGGCAAGUCUUUAAUAUUGGCGCAACAGGAUUGAUCUUCGAGACAUCCUCUCUGUUCUCCAAUGCCAUAAGUGUUCUGGGUUUGCCUUUGGUUCCAAUUCUGGCUGUUGUAUUUUUUCAUGACAAAAUGGGUGGCAUCAAGGUGAUUGCCAUGUUGUUGGCUUUAUGGGGCUUUCUCAGUUUUCUUUAUCAGCAAUACCUUGACGACUAUGAGUCCAAGAAUGAGAAGAGAAAAGCCGAUGAAGUUGUUCAGGCCUCUGAUGGGAGUCAAUAGUUGGAAAUUUUAUUUUGUGAUUUUGGUUAAAGAUUUGCCUAUGUUACCAUGGCCAAGCCAAAAUUAGAUGUCCGAUUUGGAAGAGGCAGGAAAAUGGCACCUUUUCUUUUUCCUGUAAUUUUGUGAAUCGUUGUAUGCCAAAUGUUCCCUCAUUAGAAUAAAAAAGUUUCCUGUGACAUACAACAAUAAUUUGUAUACAUAAUUGGAAAUUUUCUUAGAUUGAAUACAGAUUUUUUUUUU
This is a messenger RNA of Mangifera indica (mango), 1700 nucleotides long. RefSeq names its product probable purine permease 10. Gene Ontology annotation, molecular function: purine nucleoside transmembrane transporter activity. Gene Ontology annotation, cellular component: membrane. The record is from RefSeq and is a predicted model, not a curated record. Bases 312 to 1460 code for a protein of 382 amino acids. NCBI's taxonomy places the organism in Eukaryota, Viridiplantae, Streptophyta, Magnoliopsida, Sapindales, Anacardiaceae. The transcript is spliced from 2 exons.